This is a messenger RNA of Notothenia coriiceps (black rockcod), 4645 nucleotides long. It is a transcript of the gene coro2ba, whose product is annotated as coronin, actin binding protein, 2Ba. Gene Ontology annotation, molecular function: actin filament binding. The coding region runs from base 408 to 1874 and encodes 488 amino acids. NCBI's taxonomy places the organism in Eukaryota, Metazoa, Chordata, Actinopteri, Perciformes, Nototheniidae. The record is from RefSeq and is a predicted model, not a curated record. The transcript has 13 exons.
UGGGAGGAGAGGAGAGAGGCUGGAUAGCUACUUCUGGCUGGGCUCGAGCCUGAACUUUAAAAGAGACAGAGACAGAGGGCUGACUGAGUGGCAGGAUGGGAGAGAAGGGUAAGAGCAGGGAAGGGGGGAGUGCUAGCCCUGCAGCUAUCAGUACCAGUAGGAGGAGAAGAGAGAGUUUAAAGGGGAGUGGGGAGGAAAAACAUGAGAGAAUCAGACACAGACUGGCUGCUUGGAUUUGAAAAGGAAGGAAGGAAGGAAGAGAGGAGAUUAUUGCAGCUCGCUGAGAAAGGAGUGUGGAUGUUUGCAGCGUGAGAAGGCAAGUCUGUGACUAGUGUUCCUCAAAGGACACUGGGAAGAAAGACCCGGACACACACAGAUAUCCUCUCUGUGCCAUACCCCAGUGACCAAUGAAUGAGCAUCCUUGUAAAGAGAGCUCAAAGCAGAUGUCAUGGCGUCCAACCUACCGAAGCUCCAAGUUUCGAAAUGUCUACGGAAAAGUAGGCAACCGGGAGCACUGCUUCGACGGUAUCCCCAUCACCAAGAACGUCCAUGACAACCACUUCUGUGCCGUCAACUCCAAGUUCCUGGCAGUUGUCACGGAGAGUUCCGGCGGCGGAUCUUUCAUCGUCAUACCUGUUCCCCAGUCUGGCCGCCUAGACUCUCAUUACCCAAAAGUGUGUGGCCACCAAGGCAAUGUGCUCGAUAUCAAGUGGAAUCCUUUCUUUGAAAACAUCAUAGCCUCCUGCUCGGAGGACACCUCGGUGCGAGUAUGGGAGAUCCCAGAGGGCGGUCUGAGGCGCAACAUGACGGAGGCGGUGCUGGAGCUGUACGGCCACAGCAGGCGGGUGGGUGUGAUCGAGUGGCACCCCACCAGCAGCGGCAUUCUCUUCAGCGCUGGCUAUGAUUACAAGAUCCUGAUCUGGAACCUGGAGAUCGGAGAGCCGGUGAAGAUGAUCGACUGCCACACUGACGUCAUCCUCAGCAUGUCCUUCAACACCGACGGCAGCCUACUGGCAACCAGCUGCAAAGACAAGAAGCUGCGAGUCAUCGAACCGCGCUCCGGGGCCGUCCUUCAGCAAGCCAGCUGUAAGAACCACCGCGUGAACCGGGUGGUGUUUCUGGGCAACAUGAAGCGACUUCUCACCACAGGGGUCUCACGCUGGAACACCCGGCAGAUCGCUCUCUGGGACCAGGAGGAUUUGUCCAUGCCAAUUGUGGAGGAGGACAUAGACGGCCUGUCAGGACUGUUGUUUCCUUUCUAUGAUGCUGACACCCACAUGUUGUACCUGGCAGGCAAGGGGGACGGCAACAUCCGGUACUUUGAGAUUACCACAGAGAAGCCGUACUUACAAUACCUAAUGGAGUUCCGGUCCCCGACGCCGCAGAAAGGACUCGGUGUGAUGCCGAAGCACGGGCUGGACGUGGGAGCGUGCGAGGUUUUCCGCUUCUACAAGCUCGUCACCCUGAAGGGUUUGAUCGAGCCCAUCUCCAUGAUUGUGCCGAGGAGGUCAGACACGUACCAGGAGGACAUCUACCCCAUGACCGCAGGAACAGAACCUGCGCUGACUGCAAGUGAAUGGCUGAGCGGCAUUAACAGAGAACCAGUCUUGAUGUCCCUGAAGGAGGGUUACCAGCGACCGAACCAGUUAGUGUUCAAGGCCCCAGUGAAGGAAAAGAAGAGUGUGGUAGUGAAUGGGAUCGACCUGCUGGAGAAUAUACCCCCCAGGACAGAGAACGAGCUCCUGCGGAUGUUCUUUCGGCAGCAGGAUGAACUGCGGCGGCUGAAGGAGGAGCUGACCACCAAGGAUGUGCGAAUACGCCAGCUGGAGCUGGAGCUCAACAACCUGAAGAACGUUAGCCCCAACAACGUCUGACCUCUCAACCUCCUGGACUGGCAAAGCUGCUUCCUUUGCCCCAAAUUCUGACCUCCAACAAGCUUCUGAGCCCUCCUCAGCCUCUUUUUUGAUAAAUUGUAUAUUCAUUCCUGCUGCCCUACAUAGCGCAUACACUAAUAUGAUAAGUGUUGGAUAAUGUCUUAACUGGAACAAUUACUGGAAAAUAGUAAUAUUAACAAAUGUGAUAAGUAAUGAAGACGAGGCACUGUUCAUGGAUUUCCACCUUAACAUGAACUCGAUGGAUGUUUGAGAUCCAAUCCAUUUGGUAUUGUCUGUAUUUUUACUACUUGUUCCUGAUCUAGCACACUCAAGUGUUGGGAUCAGUUGUCGCAUAUUUUCUGCCAGACCUCUAGAGUAUUUGUCUCACUGUGCCUAACCUGCCAUUCACGAUGCAAUACCUUGAUCACUACGCAAAAAAAAACAUCUCCCAACCUCUUAUGACCAAACCACAAUUCUCAUUUUUUGCUGAGGCAAAACUGGAGGAUAAAAAGAUUGUCACGCUGGCUCCUAUUUUGCUUCCACAAGGCCUUACUCCCUUCUGCAGACACCGUUUGCAGCGAGCUGCAGCAUCCUUUCAAAACGGCUGAUGUGAAGUAUUUUUGCACCUGACAGACAACACAAGCUUUUGCAGAUGUGGCUCAUGCUUUUCACAAGCUGCUUAUCCCAUCCCUUUUUUCACCCUAACCAAUGUUACUGGCUAUAAAUUGACUUCACAAUACUGACUUAUAGCUACCCUUAUGCAGUCUUUCUUUCUAAGGAGUGGAUGAUCACUCACUUUAGUACUUUACUCUUUAUUUAAAUAGUGGUUAAGCAGCAGGGGAGACAUGUAUUUAGAGGUGGUGGACUUGCCUAACUCCGGUAUAGUCUCAACAGAAGCUUUGCUGUUUUGGGUUUUAGGGCCAAGUUGGUGGUAAUGUAUAUGUGCUUCUAUUUAUUUGUCACAAAUUACCUUUUUAACUAAUAACAUGUAUAUUUGUUAAUCCCAUUUUUUGUAUGCUGUGGCUGCGCAAGUAAAGAUUGUGACGCUUGAUAGAUUUUGCUGAAUGUUUCCAGUUGGUGCAAGAUUUGUGUGAAACUGUACCUUUUAUGAUAUUAGUUCUGUGACUCCAACGACAUAAUCAGAUAAGGUAUAAAUAAUAUAAUCUUGCAUUUUCCUAACAGUGCUGAAAACUGUGAUAAUAACCAUCCUUUAACAUUUAAACUAAGCAUAUCACCAUUAGUGAGUGACAUGUGCUUAACUGUAGGCGUUUUUUGCUCUAGAAACUCCAGGUCAUCGCUGCUGCUCACUUGUUCAAUCAUCAGAUUUAGGUUGAAUUGUGGUAUAAAUGCCUACAUUUGACCGUUUCAUGUUUUUUCCCCUCAGUGUAAAAAGUAAAAUGGGCACUUGAUUAACAUUUGACAAAGAUGCUGCACAACAUGCCAUGUGUCUUUUAACCCAGGCCCAUUUCAUUCAACCUUUCAUAUUACUGAUGGACUGAGAUAAGGAAAAUGAUUCGAUCGGCUUCAUGCAGAAACGGAUCUGUGCCCAGAGUUGGUAAAAAGUUACGGUCUCAAGUCUUCCCUGAUCACAUCAUAGUUGGAACAUAAAGGGUCCAUAAAACAAGCCCUUUACAUGCAGACUGGAACCAGUGACAGGAUAAUGGUAAAUGUGUUUUUUGCAGGAAAAAUCUAACUCUACAGUGAAAGUAGACAGUGGGAUAAGGAUCUACCAGAAAUGGGUCAGCUACAGUGGAGAGACAGGUGAAGUUAGAUUGGAGUUGAGUUUUGUCAGGGCUUCUUGUUAACCUUGGUAAUUCUAUCCAUUUAGUUUGGCACUGAGCUUGACUAACAUUUUGGACAAUUAAACCCAGUUUAAAUGUGAUUGGCGUGGUCUUUGGUGAAGAGUUUUGUGCAAUAGAAUUAACAGUAUGACAUCUCAAUCUGAAAAAUAUCAUCUUUCCAUCAAUGACCUAAAACUGUUACAUACUUUGCAUUUGACAUGACAAUGUUGCACAAAGACCACAAACUCAAAAACGUAUAUAAAAAGGGAUUUAUUGAAGUGAAUGGGAGGGAAAAUUAAACAAUUUGGCUGAUGACAGUGGAUUUAACAUGGAGUGAAAAAUCACUGAGGUAGGCCAAUUUGACCAGUACGAAUAAUAGUGAAAACAAAGUCCAAGUAACUGACCGUUUUCCAGAGUUUACAUAUUUUGUAACAAUAACAUUUCUAUGCACAUAAUUUGCAGUUGUAACCUCCGUUUAUAUCAAGUAUUUCUCUACACUACCACCACAAAUUCAAACAUUGCCACCUGUGUGUCACAGAAAAGAACAUGGGAAAAGUGAUGAUGAGUUUUGAUGUUGAACAUUUGUCUUUAUGGAAAGAUUAUGCAUACAAAGUUAUGUUCAAAUUCAAGAAAUGUCACACUGCGUUUUUUUUAGAUAAAGCAGCAUACAUAUUUAAUAUCUUAUUACAAGUCAAAGUUUCACCUCAGAUGUCUGUUCAAUGUCUGCCGUCAUCAAAGAGAAUACAAAAAAAUAGAUUUGGUCAGUAUUUACAAGAACACGUAAUUUCCGAACUAUCAAAGCUGAGGGUUUAAGGAGGAGGAGCGGCUUUGACAAGGGCAGACAUUUCUUUGCUAGGAUUUAAAAAUAUGCCCUGUGAGGGUCACACUGUGCAUGUUCAGACAGAAGUUUCACACCAGGACAGCAGAGAGUAUUGGCAUUCUGGUGACACUACAAACGCAUAACUUACAUUUAAAAAAAAAAAAAAAAAA